CACCAACUUCCAAUCUCUUCCCAAUCUUCCAAAGCAAGAGCAUUUGAAAGCAGAAUCGUUUCAGUGUAAGAGGGUGGGGUUGGGGGGACACAGGUAAGGGUAAACAGUUUGGGCUUGUUCCCUCCUUCUGCCAUGUGAGUAGCUGCCAGCUUUCCAGUCACCCCAAAUUUGCCCUUCAAGCCAUCAGUCAUAGCACAGAGUCUGCCCGAACUGACCACCUUAUCUCAUCUGCACUGCUUAGCAUGGCAUCUGAAUCUGCCCAAUACAUAAGGUGAUCCAAUUCACACAAUACAUUAAACCGCUAUUUAAUCCGGGUUGGGAAGGAAACGACUUUUAGGUCUUUAUUUAAACUGGUUAAGCACGUGAUGCAAACAAAUGCCCAACGAGUUCCAAAGUCAGGCUUGCAAGUUGACACGCGUUUGGAACCGACCUCCCUUGACGAGAGCCGGAGCUCCUCUUCUUCACGCCUUAAAUCUCGCCUUCCCGAGGGGAGAGCAAAGAGGGGGUGGAAGUUGUCCUUUCCAGCUCCCCGCUCUAACGGGGCUUUCUUACGACACGGCCCUCGGAGGAGAGUCGCCUUCGCCCACUUGCAAUUACCGCCCCGGAGUUCCUAAACUUGGCUCUCGCUCUCUUCCGGGCUGGCUGCUCCCUGUCUUCGACGGCCGCCGGGCGCCUUCGGCUCUCGCUUGCCCUUCAGCUGCCUCCGCCUCCGCCCGGGACGUUUCGGCAAGAGCGGCGGAGUGGGGUGGGGGGAGGACAGCCGGGGAACAAGAGGCCCCGAUCUGAAGGCGCGGCUGCGCUGCCGCCGCCGAGGUUUUGCUGAGCUGAGCUGGGAGGAGGAGGAGGAGGAGGAGGGUAGUAGGUGAGGCUGGUCGUGCCGGCUCCCCUCCCUCCCUCCCUCUUCCCCACCCCGAUCAGAUCCAUCCUUCCAGAGGCGGCACGGUCUGCCUUCCUGAGGGAGGGCAGCUCGGGAGAGGCGAUCGGGCAAAGGUGUAGACGGCCGCCUCUUCUGCAGAAGCGGAGCGCUAGCUGCCUGCCUCCCUCGGCCCCCACCUGUUCCUGCGACGCCAGCGGGGCAGAGGCCCUUCCCGGACUCGCCCGGGCUCCCGGCCAACGGCGCCAGGCUCCCCUCCUUCCCACCCAGCGCCCGCGCUCUGCCCGGGAUCGCCCGUGCGCUGCCUUCGCCCCCGCCUGCCUCUCGCCCAGAGCCGGGCUGACCAUGCUGGGGACUCGCCGCGACCGGCUACUCAUCCUGCUGCUUCUCGGGGCGCUGCUCAGCGCCGAUUUCUACUUCCACCUCUGGCCCCAAAUGCGGCGCCGCCUCGGUCCGGCCGAGACGCAUGAGCCACGCUGCUCCUGCCCCGCCGAAGCCGCCGUUGCGGCCGCCGCCGCCGGCGGUCCAAAGCUCCGGACUCGGCCGCCCGCCAACCGGAGUCAGGCCAACCCUUCCAAGCUGAGGAGGCUCUUCGCGCACCCGCUCUACAGCGCCCCCGAGAGGUCGGCAGAGAAGCUGCUCAACGGGCAGGAUACGCUGCGCUACUACCGGCGGAAAAUAGCCCGCUGGAACAGACGACACCAGGUUUAUAAAGAAGAGCGCAACCUAACCGUGGGUUCAGGGGUUCAGCUCCGACACGAGGCAAGCUGGUUUCAGUUCCACCUGGGGAUCAAUCGCCACGCCUUGUAUCCACGGGCCAGCCCUAUGGUGGAUCAACUCCUUAGGGACACACAGAGGUUUAGUACCAUCAGUGCUGAUUACAGCCAGGACGAGAAAGCCUUGCUCGGGGCCUGCGACUGCUCCCAAAUUGUAAAGCCCAGCGGGGUGCACCUGAAACUUGUUUUGCGGUUCCAAGACUUCGGGAAAGCCAUGUUCAAACCAAUGAGACAGAAACGAGAUGAGGAGACUCCGGAAGAUUUUUUUUACUUUGUUGACUUUCAGAGACACAAUGCGGAGAUUGCCGCCUUCCACCUAGACAGAAUCCUGGAUUUCCGACGAGUCCCUCCAGCAGCUGGGAGAAUGAUUAAUGUCACAAAAGAAAUUUUAGAAAUCACAAAGAAUGAAAUCUUACAAAGCGUCUUUUUUAUUUCUCCAGCCAGCAAUGUCUGCUUCUUUGCGAAGUGCCCUUACAUGUGCAAAACAGAAUAUGCCGUGUGCGGGAACCCUCACCUCUUGGAAGGUUCCCUCUCGGUUUUCCUGCCUUCUCUCAACUUGGCACCGCGAAUCUCCAUCCCUAAUCCGUGGAUCCGAUCCUACACCUUUGCAGGAAAAGAGGAGUGGGAAGUAAAUCCUCUCUAUUGCAAUACCGUGAAGGAGAUUUAUCCUUACAGCAGCGGCAGCCGGCUACUCAAUAUCAUUGACAUGGCCAUAUUUGACUUCUUAAUAGGUAACAUGGACCGCCAUCAUUAUGAGAUGUUUACCAAGUUUGGAGAUGAUGGCUUUUUGCUUCAUUUGGAUAAUGCCAGAGGAUUUGGGAAACAUUCCUAUGAUGAGAUCUCCAUCUUGGCUCCUCUUAAACAGUGUUGCAUAAUCAAGAAGCUCACCUUGUUACGGCUGCAGCUUUUAGCCAAACCAGACUACAAACUGAGUGAUAUCAUGAGGGAGUCCCUCCUUCAAGACCGCCUUGCCCCCGUGUUGACUGAAGCCCACCUUCUGGCAUUGGACAGAAGGUUACAGAUUAUCCUGAAAACUGUGGAGAAAUGCAUAGAGGCCUUUGGAGAAGACACUGUUUUAGCUGACGCAAAGCCUUUGGAACCUGUGGCUUUUGACAGAAUGACACAGCCAAGCUAGAGUCAAAGGAGGGUGGGGGAAACUAGAACCUGAACUUGAAAUGAUUGUUCUUCCUUAAUCUGGACACGGGAGGAAGGCAAUCCACGGCAGAAUCGGGAAACCACUGGGUGGUUGAAACCGGCAGCUUUGGCCUCAAAUUUAUAGAUGGGAAUCGCAUACACAUCGCAGCUACACAAUCUUCCUGCCUCUUCUCCAAGAGAUUGAAGAUACACCAAUUUCUGUAACGACCAAACUAUGUCUUGCUCGGGAUUUGCCUGGGCUCACCAUGGCUAGGAUUGGUGGGUUGAAUAAAGAAAUGGAGAGGCACUAAAGAAACAUUUCCAGAAUGCAUCCACACUGAGAUUUAGGACAAUAUUAAUAAGGUGGGCCUGUACCUCCUCAGGGAUGUUUAGUUUAUGGAGAACUGUAGUAGAAACUGUAAUAGAACUGUAGAAGCAGCCCUUGGCAAAAGCAAGCCAUGAAAAUGUGCUGAUGUGGCAGACAUUCUGGCUCUAACCUAGUUUAGACAACUCCACAAUAGAAAGAAAAGCUACUUUAAGGCAUAAAAUCCCACACGCCUCAGGGUUGCCAAGGAAGGGGAAAUUGCUUUCUUUUGUGUAAAGGAUCCAUCAAUUUGGGGUUGCAUUGUGGGUGCCUUCAGAUGAUUCCAGAUGUCCUUGAUAUCAAGGCAAGGCAUAUAAGCUACAAUUUCACAUUAUAGCAAUUGCCACUGAAAUCUUUCCAGCCAUUCACUUUGGAAUAAUGAAGAAGACUAGCAUCUUGAUUGAUGUCUCAUCACCAGCUAACUGUAGCAAUGCUUUUUCAAGCAAACAGUAUCAUCACUGGAAGUUGGACUUACACAUACAGAAACACACACACACACACACACACACACACACACACCCCUUCAGUGCAAUGUCUGAUGUAAAGAGUAGCAAACAGAAUAUGGGUUGUAGCAGUGAGCAGAAGGAAAUGUACCAAGGUAAUCUACAUCAACUUUAAAAGCACUAGGAAACACAUAUGGAAGUUGAAAAAAGAUUUUGCACCACAAUACGCUUUUUCAGGAUGCCAGCCAACUUCACACACUUCCCAUCCACUUUCAGACUCCACCCCUUUUUUUGCCAAUCAUCACCCUUUAACGCUUUAUAAGCAUGGUGUUAACUGACUGUGGGUACUGAAUUUGGUAGUUUUUUUAUUCCACGAUUCUAAAACUAUCUGGUACCAGUAAGGGAAACACUAAGGCUGGCAGCUCUAUGGCAGGUCUUCUGGCCUACAACAUUUCAUUGAAGUUGGGUACAAUGCCGAUAAUGCAACCAAGGUGUUUGAAGAAAUCAGAUGUCAACUGUUACGAGUUUCUUUCCCUGGUAAAUUUAUGCAAGGUCAUUAAAAUAUAGAUUUUUUAAAAGUCUGGUCAUCAAAACCAUCCCCCCACCCCUACCCUUGAGUUUAUCCAGUAGCCCUUCAAAACAAGUUUUAGUACACCAAGGAAUAUUGACAAUUCCACGAGUCACCCCUAGUCCUUCCAGUAAUUCAAAACAUGUUUUGGUUUCACAUCUGAAAACAAUCUCUAGUGAAGAUUUCUUGAACAUGGACGUUGUCUCUAAUGUUUGUGGGGGGGAAUCUGGACAGAGAAGCUUGUCCCCCACCCCCACAUCCCCAAGGAUUACCAUUAGGCUUUUGGCAAAGUAAUUCAGCAUAGGAGGUAUGAAGCUGGAACUCCAAAGAGCAACAAAAGUUGAAAAUCUAGUAUCAUCUCCCAUCCGAUAUUGGGAGUUUCACAUGAUCUUCCAAAUCUUCCUGAUCUGGCAACUUUCUGAAAUUCCAAAAGCUUCGUUAUUACUACCGUAUUAAUCUUGGAGGCUGAGAAUUCUGAUGUAGGUAUUUGGAGAGUACAAGCUAGGAAAAAAACUUCAUUUUGAAAUAUACUUGGUAUAUUCCAGUUUUAACAAUGAAAGCACCAUAUUCUUUAUGAUCCGUUUCCUAAAACCUAUUUAUAUUUUUAUCACCUGUAAGCAAUUAACAUACCAAAGCUAGAUCUUCUACAAAUAGGAAAAGUGGAAAUUCACUUUCCAAUUGUUGUCUAUGGUCACACAAAAGCAUUUAUUGUACAAGUCCACGGGUAGCAUAUCAACUGCUGCAAACCUCCAAUUGCUCUUUGAAAGGAUACUCAAUCAUUAUUUUGACAACUUUGGGGAAAUUACCUGGCGACUCCAUAAACUUCCCUGGAGGAAAAUACUUAAUAUUUGAGUGUCAUGUAACGUUGAUAACCAAAGUUUGUGAAUUUUGAUUUUCAAUUCAGCUUGAUUACUAUCUUUGAACAAUGAUUCAUCAAAGAAUAUUAAAUUGGUUACAUUAUUUAUGUCAAUGAUUGUACAGUAUUUCAGCUCCCUCUGCUGAUAGCUUCCGGAUAUGAAGAUUAAAAAAAUUCUUCAAAUAAAUUAUCUGGUUCCAAGG
This is a messenger RNA of Thamnophis elegans (Western terrestrial garter snake), 5218 nucleotides long. RefSeq names its product FAM20A golgi associated secretory pathway pseudokinase (gene FAM20A). NCBI's taxonomy places the organism in Eukaryota, Metazoa, Chordata, Lepidosauria, Squamata, Natricidae. Gene Ontology annotation, cellular component: Golgi apparatus. Bases 1220 to 2785 code for a protein of 521 amino acids. The transcript is spliced from 11 exons. Gene Ontology annotation, molecular function: protein serine/threonine kinase activator activity. The record is from RefSeq and is a predicted model, not a curated record.